CCCAGGAUCCUCCGCGCGCAAGAUGGAGGCGCCGGGAGCGGAAGCGGAGCAGAGGAGGUGCUAGGCUCUACGCCCCCUCGGCCUUCCGUGAAGACCGUACCAGUCCGAAGAAGGAAGCUCACGGUCCUACCCAACAAAUGCGUAUUGCCUUUUCUCGCCGUGACCAUGGGGGCGUACUGAAAGAGCCUUUGAUCUGAUAGGCAACCCCAGCAUUUCGCAGCCCUGACUUGGAACCUCCCCGAGGACUGCAGUGUAAGCGCGGUCUCUGCGUUCCGACCGAGGCACGAGGCCAGUCAGGCAGGUCCCUCUGUCCCGACAGGUGGGACACUGAGCACUCCAUGCCAGCGGGCGCGGGGAGGCGUGGCCUCCCCCAGGGCCGCCACCUCUGCUGGUUGCUCUGCGCUUUCACUUUAAGGCUCUGCCAAGCAGAAGCUCCCGUGCGGGAGGAGAAGCUGUCAGUGAGCACCUCAAAUUUGCCGUGCUGGCUGGUGGAAGAGUUUGUGGUGGCGGAAGAGUGUGCUCCAUGUUCUAAUUUCCAGGCUAAAACCACCCCCGAGUGUGGCUCCACAGGGUAUGUGGAGAAAAUCACAUGCAGCUCAUCUAAGAGGAGCAAGUUCAAAAGCUGCCGCUCAGCUCUGAUGGAACAACACUUAUUCUGGAAAUUCGAAGGGACUGUCAUAGGUGUGGCCUUGGUCUUUGCUUGCCUUGUCAUUGUUCGUCAGCGACAACUGGACAGAAAGGCGCUGGAAAAGGUCCGGAAGCAAAUUGAGUCCAUAUAGCUACCUCCUCCCCUUUCAUCUGGGUCUUAGAGACCCUACCUCAGACAGAAAGUGGAAUGAACUGACUCGUGCCCCUGGUUCUCUGGAACCUUGUGGUGGCACCCCCUUUUUCCCAUCUUCCUCGUCUAAAUCAUUAAUGAGCAGAAUAAAAAGAGUAAACUCG
This is a messenger RNA of Eubalaena glacialis (North Atlantic right whale), 942 nucleotides long. It is a transcript of the gene JTB, whose product is annotated as jumping translocation breakpoint. The record is from RefSeq and is a predicted model, not a curated record. The transcript has 5 exons. NCBI's taxonomy places the organism in Eukaryota, Metazoa, Chordata, Mammalia, Artiodactyla, Balaenidae. Gene Ontology annotation, biological process: mitotic cytokinesis. Bases 339 to 779 code for a protein of 146 amino acids. Gene Ontology annotation, cellular component: centrosome; cytoplasm; membrane.